Neomonachus schauinslandi (Hawaiian monk seal) is the source of this 1967-nucleotide messenger RNA. It is a transcript of the gene ANGPT2, whose product is annotated as angiopoietin 2. Lineage: Eukaryota; Metazoa; Chordata; Mammalia; Carnivora; Phocidae. Gene Ontology annotation, biological process: angiogenesis; Tie signaling pathway. Gene Ontology annotation, molecular function: receptor tyrosine kinase binding. The transcript has 9 exons. The record is from RefSeq and is a predicted model, not a curated record. The coding region runs from base 18 to 1505 and encodes 495 amino acids.
ACCAAAAGAAAGAAAGAAUGUGGCAGAUUGUUUUCUUUACUUUGAGCUGUGAUCUUGUCCUAGCCGCAGCCUAUAACAACUUUCGGAGAAGCAUGGACAGCAUCGGGAGAAGGCAGUAUCAGGUUCAGCACGGAGCCUGCAGCUACACUUUCCUCCUCCCAGAGACAGACAACUGUCGCUCUUCUAGCUCCUACGUGCCCAACGCCGUGCAGAGGGACGCACCACUAGAUUACGAUGACUCGGUGCAGAGGCUACAAGUGCUGGAGAACAUCAUGGAAAACAACACUCAGUGGCUAAUGAAGCUUGAGAAUUACAUCCAGGACAACAUGAAGAGAGAAAUGGUAGAGAUGCAACAGAAUGCGGUACAGAACCAGACCGCUGUGAUGAUAGAAAUAGGAACAAACCUACUCAAUCAAACAGCAGAGCAAACACGGAAGUUAACAGAUGUUGAAGCACAAGUAUUAAAUCAGACAACAAGACUUGAACUUCAGCUUCUGGAACAUUCCCUUUCCACCAACAAACUGGAAAAACAGAUUUUGGAUCAGACCAGUGAAAUAAACAAAUUGCAAGAUAAGAACAGUUUCCUGGAAAAGAAAGUACUAGACAUGGAAGACAAGCAUAUAGUUCAACUACGGUCAAUAAAAGAAGAGAAAGAUCAGCUACAGGUGUUAGUAUCCAAGCAAAAUUCCAUCAUUGAAGAACUAGAAAAACAACUGGUGACCGCCACAGUGAAUAAUUCGGUUCUCCAAAAGCAGCAACAUGAUCUGAUGGAGACAGUUCAUAAUUUAUUGACUAUGAUAUCAACGUCAAACUCAGCUAAGAACUCCUUUGAUGUUAAGGAAGAGCAAGUCAUUUUCAGAGACUGUGCGGAAGUAUUCAAGUCAGGACUGACAACCAACGGCAUCUACACGCUCACGUUCCCUAAUUCCACAGAGGAGAUCAAGGCAUACUGCGAUAUGGAAACCUCUGGAGGCGGGUGGACGGUCAUUCAGCGGCGUGAAGAUGGCAGUGUUGAUUUUCAGAGGACUUGGAAAGAAUAUAAAGUGGGAUUUGGGAACCCUUCCGGUGAACACUGGCUGGGAAAUGAGUUUGUUUCCCAAGUGACCAAUCAACAGCCCUAUGUGCUUAAAAUACACCUUAAAGACUGGGAAGGGAACGAGGCGUACUCACUGUAUGAACAUUUCUAUCUCUCCGGUGAAGAACUUAAUUACAGGAUUCACCUUAAAGGACUUACAGGGACGGCCGGCAAAAUAAGCAGCAUAAGCCAACCAGGAAAUGAUUUUAGCACAAAGGAUGCAGACAACGACAAAUGUAUUUGCAAAUGUUCACAAAUGCUCACAGGAGGCUGGUGGUUUGAUGCAUGCGGUCCCUCCAACUUGAACGGAAUGUACUACCCACAGAAGCAGAACACAAAUAAGUUCAACGGUAUUAAGUGGUACUACUGGAAAGGUUCAGGCUACUCGCUCAAGGCCACAACCAUGAUGAUCCGACCAGCAGAUUUCUAGAUGCCUGCACACACCUGAGGAGUGGCGGCCAAUUACUCUAUUUCCAGAGACCUAAUCCUGAACAUCUAAAAGACAAGGCUGCAUACUGUGUCCUCAUCCACCUCAGAGAGGCGGCGUGCGCUCAGGUGCCACAGGGAUCCAUGAGCUCCAGCUUAGAGCCCCGUAAACCUCCUCACUCAAACCUGCAUCAGUCAUGCACCGACGCACAGCCCUGGUAUCGUGACCUGGUAGAAUGCCUAUGUGAAGAUAAAUCUAAGCCUGCAAAUUUAAGACUGACAAUUUACAGACUCUGUUGUCACAACCAAGAAUGUUGUGCCGGGUUCAUCCGUAAAUAACUGGAAAACAGAACACUUAGGCUAUACAGUAGAGAUAACCUUGGAGCUACAUCUUUCUAAGCCCUGUUUAUAGAUUGUGUAAAUAUCCAUAUGUCCUGAAUUCAGCAUCACUAUCGUAACUGAAAGG